Messenger RNA from Lactuca sativa (garden lettuce), 4097 nucleotides. RefSeq names its product Nucleoporin, Nup133/Nup155-like protein. Gene Ontology annotation, molecular function: structural constituent of nuclear pore; protein binding. Gene Ontology annotation, cellular component: nuclear pore outer ring. The record is from RefSeq and is a predicted model, not a curated record. Gene Ontology annotation, biological process: poly(A)+ mRNA export from nucleus; transcription-dependent tethering of RNA polymerase II gene DNA at nuclear periphery; protein import into nucleus. Lineage: Eukaryota; Viridiplantae; Streptophyta; Magnoliopsida; Asterales; Asteraceae.
AAAGUUUAGGUCCGUGAUUUGAUUCAACUUCGAAUCUAGUCCGGACACUUCUGCUCUCCUACUCUCGAAAGUUCUCCAACUUUUGCCACCAUUUCUCUAAAACCCUAAACCUCUUCAUUCAAAUCAAUCGAUUCAAUUGCUUUCGUUUUCUCCAGUUUCUUCCGUAAUGUUUUCUCCAGGGACCAAGAAAUCCAACUUCAGUUCUAGAAAGGAUCGAACAGUUCGUGAGCAUCCGCCUCCUGUAGGCAAUGGUUCUCCGGUCACUCCUCCUAUUGAGAACAGAAAUCCGGUGACGGAAAAUACUAUUCCGGAGCGACCGAGUACCGGCACCCCCGCUCCCUGGGCAUCUCGCUUGUCUGUACUUGCUAGAAUCCCAACUGCGAAGAAAAGUGACAAAGUGGAUGAUGUGGACCCCAUUCAACCUGUAUAUGCUGGAGAAGUUCCACAAGUAGUUCGCGAUGAACAAGCUAAAAUGUUGCAGAAACGUGCUUCUGGUGAUACAAACACCUAUGGUGGAAUGGACAAAGGAACCUCUCUAGCAUGGAUCAUAUGUGGAAGCAGGCUUUUCAUCUGGAGCUACCUAUCAUCAGCAGCUUCAAGAAAGUGUAUCACUCUGGAACUUCCUUCAAGCAUUCUAGAAGAUGGAGAUAUCAACAAGAAUUUAACCAGUCCUUGGUUGCUUUGUUUUCUUGAUUGGGAUCACACACAGAAGGUUCACCAACAAAGAACUUCUACUGGUGUUCUUUUAUGCAAUAGGAAAACUCGAUCCCUUAUAUAUUGGCCCAACAUUUAUUCUUCCAUUCCUUCAGUCACUCAUAUCGAUCGAUCAAAGUCAAAUUCCUACAACUCUUUGAUUGCUUCUGCUAUACUCGAGAAGCAAAAUUCCUGCAUUGCCCUUGCGUGUGGCUCUCAGGGUCAACUCUCUAAAUUCAUUUGCACGCCAGCUGGCAUCCAUUGUCAAGAAACCAUAACUGUUGGACAAAUUCCUAGUCCGAAAGGGUAUCCUAGGUCAUUAAUUUGGCAUACACCCUAUCUGAAAGAGUCAAAAAGAAAGUUCCUUUUGUUGACAGAUCAUGAAAUAAGUUGUUUUUCAGUUGAUCUUUUUCAAGAUUUUACCAUGUCAAAGAUGUGGGCCCAUGAAAUAGUAGGAGAUGAUGGUGAUGUUGGUAUACAAAAAGGGUUAGCAGGGCAAAAAAAAAUUUGGCCACUUGACAUGCAAAUAGACAAUAAUGGGAAAGUAAUGACUGUUCUUGUUGCCACUUUUUGUAAAGACAGAGCCACAAGCUCAAGCUACACAGAAUACUCUCUUCUCACAAUGCAAUACAAAUCCGGUUUUGAAAAAGUUUUGGAGAAAAGAUCACCCAUUGAAGUGAUAAUCCCAAAAGCAAGAGUAGAAGAUGAAGACUUUUUAUUCUCCAUGAAGUUAAAAGUUGGUGGCAAACCUUCCGGAUCUUCUGUUAUACUUUCAGGUGAUGGAACUGCAACAGUCACACGAUACUCACGAAACACCAGCCGUCUUUACAAAUUUGAUUUGCCAUAUGAUGCUGGGAAAGUUCUAGAUGCUUCUGUCUUCCCUUCUGACGAUGGUGAAGAUGGUGCUUGGGGUGUUCUCACCGCGACAGCUGGCGUGUGGGCCAUCCCUGAAAAGGCUGUUCUGCUUGGUGGUGUUGAGCCACCUGAAAGAAGCUUAUCGCGUAAAGGAAGCUCUAAAGAAGCUUCUACACAUUUCUCACAUUUUGCUCCUAGAAGGGUGAGUUCCGAAGCACGUGACACCGGAGAUAGACAGCGGGCGGCGGUGUUCGCCGGAGUUACUCACCGGACCGCCCAAGAUGAAGAGUCUGAAGCUCUGUUGACACAGUAUUUUCAUGGUUUUCUUCAAUCUGGUAAAGUUGAAGGUGUAAACGAUACACUUCAAAAGAAAGGAGUGUUUGAAAGAGAUGGAGAGAUAAAUGUUUUUUCUAGGGUUAGCAAAUCAAUCGUUGACACAUUGGCAAAACAUUGGACAACUACUAGAGGGACAGAGAUUGUGGCUUUAGGUGUUGUGUCUACACAGCUUUUGGAUAAACAGAAAAAACAUCAAAAGUUUCUUCAGUUUCUUGCUCUUUCUAAAUGCCAUGAAGGGUUAUCUUCUCAACAGAGGAAAUCAUUACAGAUCAUAAUGGAACAUGGUGAAAAGCUUGCUUCCAUGAUUCAACUCAGGGAGCUUCAGAACAUGAUUAGGAACCAGAGCUCAACCGGAAUCCUGUAUUCCGAUUCCGAUUCCAUCAACGAGCUUUCCGGUUCCAUUUGGGAUCUGAUUCAGUUAGUCGGUGAGAAAUCUCGCCAAAAUACAGUUCUUUUAAUGGAUAGAGACAACGCAGAAGUGUUCUACAGUAAAGUGUCUGAAUUAGAACAAGUAUUCCAUUGUUUGGAAACAAAAUUAAGUCUCAUAAUAAAUGAAGAGAUGCCAUUCCCUUUUCAAAUCCAAAGAGCAUGUGAAUUGUCAACCAUGUGUGUCACAAUACUAACUACAUCAAUGAACUAUAAGGAUGAGAAUCACAUGUGGUACCCCUCACCAGAAGGAUUAACCCCAUGGUAUUGUCAAACUGUUGUAAGAUCCGGGAUGUGGACUCUUGCAUCCUUCAUGCUUCAUUUGUUAAAUGACAUGGGUACCCUUGAUAGAUCUUCAAAGCUGGAGUUCCAUUCUCAUUUUGAAGUGUUUGUUAAAGUUUUACUCGAGGCAUAUUCAGGUGCUGUUACAGCUAAAGUUGAACGUGAAGAAGAACAUGGUGGUUUAUUGGAAGAGUAUUGGAAUAGAAGAGACACACUUCUUGAUUCACUUUAUCAACAAGUCAAAGUUUUAACUCAGGGUUUGGUGAAAGAACAAGAACAAGAACAAAACAGUGAGAUUUCUCAAAAACUUUCGUCUAAUUUACUUGCUAUUGCUAAAAGGCAUGAAGGAUAUCAGACUCUUUGGAAUUUGUGCUUUGAUCAUAAUGAUUUGGAACUACUCAGAUCUCUAAUGCAUGAUAGCAUGGGUCCAAAAGGAGGGUUUAGUAACUUUGUAUUCAAACAAAUGUACAACAACAAACAGUUCUCCAAACUCAUGAGACUUGGUGAAGAGUUUCCAGAAGAAUUAACUAUCUUUUUAAAAGAUCAUCAAGAUCUCCUUUGGCUUCAUGAAAUAUUCCUACAUCAAUUCCCUUCAGCUUCCGAAACCCUUCACGCCCUUUCACUUUCAAAUAUUGACAAUUCCACCCCUGAAGUCAACCAACCAACUUUGACCGACAGAAGGCGUCUCCUUAACCUCUCAAAGAUAGCUUCCAUGGCAGGAAAUGAUUAUGAUUAUGAUUACAACACAAAAUUGAAACGGAUUGAUGCCGAUUUAAGACUCCUGAAAUUGCAGCAAGAAAUACUGAAACUCCUUCCGGAAGAAAAAGACGAAAUCGCCCAUAAGCUUCUCCCAUCGGCGGACCUCAUCCACCUAUGCCUCGGGAUCCAAAACAAGAAGCUCGCGUUAUACCCUUUUGAAGUGUUCGCGUGGAGCAGCGUAUCGUUUCUCAAGGGCAAUACGGGUAUUUUGGAAGAGUGUUGGAAAAAUGCUGCGAAUCAAGACGAUUGGGAGGCUAUAAAUGAAAUGUGUGUGACGAAAGGGUUGAGUGAUGAGGAAAUAAUGGAGGUUUUGAAAGAUACGACGCUUUUUGAGGCGUCGCGAAAGUGUUAUGGAAGUGAGAGGAGUUGUUUUGAAAGUGGAGGAUUUGAAGAUGUGAUGCCUUUAAGACAAGAUGGGGUUGAAGGGGCUUCUGUUGAAGGGAUAUUGAUGCAACAUAGGAGUUUUCCUGAUGCGGAUAAGUUGAUGGUGAUGGCGAUUAUGUUGGGGAGUGUUGUGGGUGAUCAUCAUGAUGAUGGUGGAGUGGGAGAUGCAAUGUGUGAUUGAUUGAUUGAUUUUUUUACUGUUGGGUAAGAUGUAAUUUUGAUUGAUGGCGUUUUUUUUUACUGUUGAAGGUGAAAAAGUGUAACAAACGGUAAAAUGACGUGGCUAAUAGUAACUAUGAAUUUGUUGGGUUAAUGUAGCAAAACGGAGUAGAAUUUUAAAAGUAAAAUUUUUUUUCUUGCAA